Messenger RNA from Salvia hispanica, 1206 nucleotides. RefSeq names its product P-loop containing nucleoside triphosphate hydrolases superfamily protein. Gene Ontology annotation, molecular function: ATP binding; kinase activity. The record is from RefSeq and is a predicted model, not a curated record. NCBI's taxonomy places the organism in Eukaryota, Viridiplantae, Streptophyta, Magnoliopsida, Lamiales, Lamiaceae.
CAAAAUAUGAAAAAAUGAGUUUAGAGUGAAAGAAGAUUUAUAAGCUGGAAACGAUUUCGUUGAGCUAACCGUAACUGCCGAUCGCCGCCGAAUUCUCAACUUUGAUCAUGGAGCUUUCAUCCUUCUCUACAACCUGCAAACCAAUUCAUUCAGAGCUGCCGCAGAAGAGAUGGUCUAUGAAUAAUCAGCUCUAUUUCUUUCCUAGAACAAGAGUGUCGACGCCUAUGCUGCGUCGGGCUGCAAUUUCAAAUGGGAAGCAAAAUCAUUUGCGUUCACAGGUUUUAAAGUGUCAGUUGAAGGAAAUUCCGACUGUAGAGGCAGGGAGUAUGGAUGAAAUAUACAAUGUCUUGGCAGAACGUCUUGUUCCUGUUGCAGCAGCUGAAUCAAAUCCCAAUUUUAAGCAUAUUGUUGGUUUGUGUGGGCCUCCUGGUGCUGGAAAGAGCACUCUGGCAUCUCAAGUGGCUAAUCGUGUCAAUGAGUUAUGGGUGCAAAGGUCUUCUUUCUUUAAUGAGCUAGUAGAUUCUCCUGAAGUCGCAAUUGUUCUUCCCAUGGAUGGAUUUCAUCUUUAUCGUCGUGAACUGGAUGCAAUGAAGGAUCCAGAGGAAGCUCAUGCAAGAAGAGGAGCUCCUUGGACAUUUGCCCCCGACCGACUCUUGAGAUGUCUCACAAGUCUGAGAAAUGAGGGAUCAGUGUGUGUCCCAUCGUUUGACCAUGGCGUGGGUGAUCCUGUUGAAGAUGAUAUCUUCGUGAGCCUUCAGCACAAAGUAGUGAUAGUUGAAGGUAAUUAUUUGCUUUUGGAUGAGGGCGCGUGGAGGGACAUUGCAUCCCUCUUGGACGAGAAGUGGUUCAUUGACGUGGACAUUCACAAGGCAAUGCAACGGGUCUUGAAAAGACACAUAUCAACAGGAAAGCCUCGCGAUGUUGCUAAAUGGCGGAUUGACUACAAUGAUCGGCCUAACGCAGAGCUAAUAAUGAAUUCAAAGAAGAGAGCAGACCUGUUGAUCAAAUCAGUCGACUUCUCCUAGGCGAAUCACGUUGCAAUAAAAGGACUCGAUUCACGAGCUCGGCUCCAUUCUUCAAUAACGGCUGAGGGUUGCUUCUGUAAGUACUGUUCAAGAUUUCAUGCCUAGUUCGUUAAGCUAUUUUUUUUGCAGCUAGGUUAACUUUGUACAUGCAGUUCCUUUUAUUAAAAAGAGAUUACUAUUA